AUGGUUGAUAAAGAGGGAGCUUCUUAUGCUGGGUAUGUUUUAGAAUUGUUGGUUAAUGCAUAUUGUCGUAAGAACUGGGCAAUGGAUGCGUGCAAGCUUCUUUCUGAUGUGGUCAAUGAGAAAGAGUUGAAACCUCGGCAUAGUACAUACAAACUAUUGCUGAGCAAGCUUCUUGUUCAGGGGAGGUUUAAAGAAGCUUUAAAUCUUCUAGUUUUGAUGAAAAGUCAAGGGUAUCCUACUUUCUUAGAUCCAUUCAUCGAGUACAUUUCAAAGACUGGAACUACUGAUGAUGCUGAUAAGCUUUUGAAAACUAUGACUGUCAAGAGUUUCCCAGCUACAUCAGUGUUUCUUCGUGCAUUUGAAGCAUAUUUUAAAGCUGGAAGGCAUAAUGAAGCACAAGAUUUCCUCUUAAGAUGCCCCGAGAUUCAUCCGUAA
Ilex paraguariensis (yerba mate) is the source of this 435-nucleotide messenger RNA. NCBI's taxonomy places the organism in Eukaryota, Viridiplantae, Streptophyta, Magnoliopsida, Aquifoliales, Aquifoliaceae. The record is from the annotation of a GenBank genome assembly.